AUGCUUGGUAAAUUGGUUGGUUUAGGAUUGGAGGAAAACAAUAUUACCGGCUGUAUCUCAAUCACCAUAUUCAAUAUCUCUUCUCUACAAGUGUUGUCUCCGGGAAGAAACAGUCUCAUCGGAUACUUGCCAGGGGAGGUUGGCAACUUGACUAAAUUGCAGAAUCUACAGCUUGAGGAAAAUAUGCUUACAGGUGAAAUACCGAAAGACGUAAGCAAUCUUAUUGAGUUGGUUAAAAUUCAUCUGAGUUUCAACAAGUUUAUUGGUUCACUUCCAAUGGAGAUCUUCAACAUAUCAGGGGUGAGAGAUAUUGCUCUUGUCGGAAAUAAUCUAUCAAGAACCCUCCCAUUAAAUAUAGGUUCUAUGUUACCCGACAUUGAAGAGCUUUAUCUAGGUAACAUGAAUCUUUUUGGAAGUAUACCUCAUUCUCUCUCCAAUUGUUCCAAACUCACUAAUCUAGACCUUUCUGGAAAUAAACUCACCAGUUUGAUUCCCAACUCUCUUGGAUAUUUGACUCAUCUAAAGUACCUAUUAUUGGGGAGAAACUAUUUAAUGAGUGACACUACCUUAAGCUUUUUGAAUUCCUUAUCAAAUUGUAGAGAUUUAGAACUUCUUGAUCUAUCUUCGAACCAUCUAAAUGGAAUGCUUCCAGUCUCCUUAGGGAACCUUUCCAGUACUUCUCUUGCACUGUUUGAAGCUGCUGAUUGCAAAAUUAAAGGGGAAUUUCCAAAAGGAAUUGGGAACUUAAGUAGCUUAAUAGACCUUGAUCUUUCUGGAAAUGGUUUAAUUGGAUCAAUUCCCUCAAUAAUUAGCAACCUGAGAUUCCUUCAGAGCUUUUAA
Molecule: messenger RNA, 840 nt
Organism: Lycium barbarum (goji berry)
Lineage: Eukaryota; Viridiplantae; Streptophyta; Magnoliopsida; Solanales; Solanaceae
Product: putative receptor-like protein kinase At3g47110
Exons: 2
Coding region: 1-840 (279 amino acids)
Biological process (GO): hormone-mediated signaling pathway
Cellular component (GO): plasma membrane
Molecular function (GO): protein binding
Source: RefSeq, a predicted model, not a curated record